Messenger RNA from Bolinopsis microptera, 1514 nucleotides. RefSeq lists its product as uncharacterized. Lineage: Eukaryota; Metazoa; Ctenophora; Tentaculata; Lobata; Bolinopsidae. Bases 189 to 1289 code for a protein of 366 amino acids. Gene Ontology annotation, molecular function: protein binding. The transcript has 12 exons. The record is from RefSeq and is a predicted model, not a curated record. Gene Ontology annotation, biological process: signal transduction.
CCGCCCAGUAAUGUCACAGUGUAAGUUACUGAGCCUACACAUUGCUCGCUUACACAUGAUGCAGAUGUGUGAUGUGAAACUGAAGUGAAUUGCGGAUAUUUGAGUUUGUAGUGUGUUAUUAUUUACAGUGUGUAUUGCAAUUUUUGUUCAUCUUCUUCGCUUCACAGAGGAUCUUAUAUCAAGCUGAAAUGGGAAAAGAAAAGAAUAUAAUCUGCACGACAGAGCAGCUGGAAGAAUUCUUGCAGCAGAGAAACGACAUAAUUCUAGACGAGCUAAAGAGUAUUCUUCAACAAAACUCAAAAAAUACAGAUGGAAAGAUAUCUACGUUAAAAUCUGAGGUUGAGAACGCGCUCAAGAUAAGAGAGAAGGAGUUGAGAAGAUUAAGAAGAGAGACGGAGGAAAGUUUCCGCACGUGUGAGAGACUACUUCACGCGCUUACUUUCCAGAGGAAAAUGUUGGAGGCGGUCCUCAAGAUUAGGGACAGGGAGAUUCAGAACCUACGAAGGUGUGUGGGUAUACAGAAAAGGUUGAUAGUGAAAACAUUGAACGUUGUGGUGGCUGAUGGCGUCCUAGAAAUGACACCUAAACAAAGAAGCGAACUUUUGAAACUAGUUCAAGAAAUGGGAGACAUAGAUAUUAAUUCAACGAGGUUAGAAUCUGAAUACAUAAAUAUUAACUCAAGUGAGGGCGUUGGUUUCUCUGAGGAGACAGUGCUGCAAGAAUACAGAGAAGCGCUGGUGAUAUCCGACAAGGAAGUUAACACCAACAACAUCGACAAUAUCAUCCAAGUCAGAAGGGCUGAAAAAGCAGCUAAAGGGGAAGGAGGUAGUUCUGCAAGCUUUAUUCAAAACGUAUUCACUCCGAGAACAACUAUCCAAGACAAAGAUGAUACUGAGUCAGACGAAGAAUAUGUCCCACUAGAUAUCAAGAGUCAACAGAUUCCGGUCACUAAAGCAGAACCAGUUCAGGCUAAAGAUAUAAGUUCUGUGUUUGAGAAUCUGGAAGAUAGUAGACGGAACGAGAAGGUCCCUAAAACUGUACUGUUUGAAUGUGGUAAACAGCUGGGGUCUGCCUGGGUUAGUUUCGCUAUCUCGCAGAGGAUUGGGUUCACGUUGGACGAUGUAGCGGUGCUAAGGAAACGAUAUAAUUCGGACGAAGAGAGAGCAAAAGCGAUGCUCCUUAUUUGGCUGGAGCAGAGCGGGGAGGGAACAUACGGCAAUUUGGUGUUGGCAUUAAACGACAUUGGUAGAAAAGACAUCUCUCAAAAGGUGAUACGAAUGGAAAAGUGAAACUUGAGCUGCUUAAUGUUACCGUAAAAACUGGGAUUUUUACAGUUUAUAAGUUUAUAUGACACGAAAGCUAACUGUACGUGUAAUGUGUAAUAUCUGGCUAACCAUGUACUGUAAGACAUGUUUUGAUAACUUUUUGUUAGGUAGUAUUAGUUUAAUAAAGAUUGGAAAGCUACCUAAUGUGGUAUAUUGAACAAUAUUAACAUAUAAAUUUUAUUAUGUAAA